Messenger RNA from Amaranthus tricolor (Joseph's coat), 2340 nucleotides. RefSeq names its product serine/threonine-protein phosphatase 2A 65 kDa regulatory subunit A beta isoform-like. Gene Ontology annotation, cellular component: protein phosphatase type 2A complex; cytoplasm. Gene Ontology annotation, molecular function: protein phosphatase regulator activity; protein binding. The record is from RefSeq and is a predicted model, not a curated record. NCBI's taxonomy places the organism in Eukaryota, Viridiplantae, Streptophyta, Magnoliopsida, Caryophyllales, Amaranthaceae. Gene Ontology annotation, biological process: protein dephosphorylation. Bases 132 to 1901 code for a protein of 589 amino acids. The transcript is spliced from 13 exons.
CAAAUUCAUAGGACAAAGUUUGUCAUCCUCCUUCCUUAAGGAGCAAAGAGUAUUUCUCUCAAUUUUCUGGGCACCAGGCCUAUUCUUCCUGUUCAUCUUCUGGGUUUUUUACAAAAUCUUAACACAAUAGAAUGGCCAUGGUAGAGGAACCACUCUACCCGAUUGCUGUGUUAAUUGAUGAGCUCAAGAAUGACGAUAUUCAGCUUCGUUUGAAUUCCAUUCGACGUCUUUCAUCCAUUGCCAAAGCUUUAGGAGAGGAGCGUACUCGUAAGGAAUUAAUUCCAUUUUUGAGCGAGAAUAAUGAUGAUGAUGAUGAGGUGCUUCUUGCUAUGGCACAAGAGUUGGGUGUUUUUGUUCCUUAUGUAGGUGGUGUCGACCAUGCUACUGUUUUGCUUCCUCCUUUGGAAGCUCUGUGCAUUCUUGAAGAGACUUGUAUCAGGGAUAAAGCCAUCGAAUCACUCUGCAAAAUUGCUUCUCAGAUGAAGGAAUCUGAUCUUGUCGAUUGUUUUAUUCCCAUGGUUAAGAGGCUGGCCGGUGGUGAGUGGUUCACUGCUCGUGUUUCUUCAUGUGGCUUGUUCUAUAUUGCUUACCCAAGCGCUCCAGAGAACACAAAAGCCGAGUUGAGAAAAAUAUACAGCCAACUGUGCCAGGAUGACAUGCCUAUGGUGAGAAGAUCAGCUGCCAGUAAUCUGGGUAAAUUUGCUGCUACAAUUGAACCUGUCUUUUUAAAGUCGGACGUUAUGUCAAUGUUUGAAGAUCUGAUACAAGAUGAUCAAGAUUCUGUUCGUCUGUUGGCUGUUGAGGGUUGUGCAGCUCUUGGGAAGCUUUUGGAGCCACAAGAUUGCAUUGCAAAUAUUCUUCCUGUAAUAGUUAAUUUCUCCCAGGAUAAGUCCUGGCGUGUACGUUAUAUGGUCGCCAAUCAACUGCAUGAGCUAUGUGAAGCAGUUGGUCCGGAUUCAACAAGGUCGGAUUUGGUGCCUGCAUAUGUACGGCUGCUUCGUGACAAUGAAGCUGAAGUACGUAUAGCAGCCUCUGGAAAAGUGACCAAAUUUUGUCAUAUUUUAAAUCCUGAGCUUGCAGUUCAACAUAUUCUUCCUUGUGUAAAGGAAUUGUCAUCUGAUUCUUCUCAGCAUGUUCGUUCUUCUUUAGCUUCAGUUAUAAUGGGAAUGGCACCAAUUCUGGGGAAGGAUGCUACACUUGAGCAGCUUCUUCCCAUCUUUCUUUCGCUACUUAAAGAUGAAUUUCCUGAUGUUCGUCUGAACAUUAUCAGCAAGCUUGAUCAAGUGAACGAGGUCAUUGGCAUAGAUUUGUUAUCACAGUCAUUGCUUCCUGCUAUUGUUGAGCUUGCUGAGGAUAGGCAUUGGAGAGUUCGAUUGGCUAUUAUCGAGUAUAUACCCUUGUUGGCUAGUCAAUUGGGUGUUGGGUUUUUUGAUGACAAACUUGGUGCUCUCUGCAUGCAGUGGUUGAAUGACAAGGUUUACUCAAUUCGCGAAGCAGCUGCAAAUAAUGUGAAGCGCCUGGCUGAAGAAUUUGGUCCAGAUUGGGCAAUGCAACAUAUAAUCCCACAGGUUCUCGACAUGGCUACUAACCCACAUUAUUUGUAUCGAAUGACCAUCAUUCAAUCAAUUUCCUUGCUUGGCCCUGUCAUGGGUGCAGAAAUUACAAGUUCCCGGUUGUUGCCUGUGGUUGUUAAUGCAGCAAAGGACAGGGUACCAAACAUAAAAUUUAAUGUUGCAAAAGUGUUGCAGUCGCUUAUUCCUAUUGUUGACCAAUCGGUUGUAGCGAAGACGAUCAGGCCUUGCUUGAUUGAGCUGAGUGAAGACCCAGACGUCGAUGUCAGAUAUUUUGCUACACAAGCACUCAAGUUAACAGAUGAGGCUGCCAGUGCCAUGUCUAGCUAGAUUUUGUUUACAUUCUUUAAACAUUCUUUUGAAAUCCAGGUGUUUAGCUAGAUCAGUGUUUAUGUUAUAGGCAUUCUUUUGAGUUUUGCCCCUUCAUAAUUAUGUUCAUCUGUGGUUCUGUAAGUUUGUUGCCUCUUGUCUUACUAAAAUCAACAGGCAACCUUGCCCUUUUAGUAUAUAACACAUUGUAUUUUCUUUCGAAUCGCAAUGCAGCUUAGCAAGCUCUGUUUCUUUCGAAUGCUGGCAAAAUGAACUUAAGUUUGGAAAGGCAAAAAUAGAGGGAAAGGAAGGGGGAAAUAGAGAAAUGACAAUUCUUUCAUUUAUAUAACACAAGGGAAUUAAGAGAUUUUUUUUUCCGACAUUGAAAAGAUUUAGAGUAAAACACAACAAUCUUUCCUCUCCUUCUUUCCGUUCCCUCCCCUUCCAUUUCCUUUCAAUU